CAACGCCCUGCAAGUCAUCCGAGACAUCGCACACUCGUUUCCCAGUCGCUCUUGUCGCCCGCAGCACGUCCACUGGCCCACCCCAUAUAUAUGCCAUGGAGCCUCCGCCAAAGCGCCUGCGCAUCCUGCACUCGGUCGAAGUGGACGAAUCGAACCCUGACUAUGUCCACGCGAAGCAGAAGCAACAACAGAAGUUCAAGGGCCGCCUCGAGUCCAUCUUCGCCAAAUAUGAGCACAUGCACGAGUCGAUGAGCGACGAGAUCGACAUGACCACAAACACGCUGGUUGUGGACAGAGGGCACUUGAGGCGUCUGAAUCGACAGGUCUCGCGGAAAGAGACGAUGCUGCUGGACAAUCUGUUGGAACGGGGCCCAGAGCCAGAGGACGAGUCUGACGGGGGGGAAGACUAUGACACCGAGGACGAACUUGCGCCAUCGCGGGAACCCAAGUCGAACAGUGAAGGAAGCGCAAAGGCCAAAGGGGAACUGCACCACACAUCUACAGGGGAAGGCGCGCACCCCCCCUCUCCAAACAACAACCAACUCGACACACAAUCGCCAAACAAUCCGUCAAACGCCAUGUUGCCAGCUAGUGCGCUGCAGAUUCCACAUACACCGAACCCCGCGACAAACCUGCUGCAGUUUGUGCAGUUCCCGCAAACGCCAGAAGGGCAGCAGGCGCAACAUGCCUUCUAUUCCAACUUGACCAUGACCAUUAAUCACGCCGUACAACAGGCUGUGGCGCCUCUUUUUUCGAACAUGCUUGGACACACACCGAAUGCGCAAACACCCUUUGCGCAAUGUUUGUCAGUGCCCGCAAUGCCAAUGACUGUUGGCGACACAAUAACUCCAGCGAGAGAUCCAAAGUGGCUUUUUCCACCACUUCCCGAUCGCCUACCCAAGCCCCAGGAUGCGCAAUCGAGCCCCAUCCCAAUCGCCGCCAACAACUCGACGCUCAGGAAGUCCCUUCUCCAAGCCCGUCAAGAGAAUGCCACACGGCAGCAGCAAAACGAGAGUGGGCCCGAGACACCCACAGUAAAACCCGCUUCACGCAAAGCGCUUAAACCCGUCACAAACCUGAAAGGUCAACCGACCCCACCAAGGCGAAGUAGUCCACGGGUGGAAGUUCGAAAGGAGCGGUUGUCGAAAGCGAGAAUAUAUAAUUUUACUGAAGAGGAUGAUAUCUUCAUUAGCAAGAGGAAGGAGCUUCACAAACGCACUUGGACUCAAAUCAGGGCAAGCAGAGAGAAGUGGAAGGAUUGGCCACUCACUACAUUCAGGCAGCGCUGGCAUCAACAUCUGAAGAGCAAAAGUCUUCAUUUGACAGAUACUUCGACCGCAAAUCCCGCUACAUAUCACGACGCAAUAUCUGAUACACUGCAUUAUGAAGCCCCGCAGUCGCCUGCUUCAACACACCACCUUCCCACGCCGACUUCGUUAGAACACGAGGACAGUGGCAGUAGGGAGGUACCGGAGACCGACUCCGAGCCCGAACCCGAGAUCACGGACGAAGCGAAAGAAGUCCCCGAAUCCUCCAACGCGCACUACGACGACGACGAGCUGGACCUCCUUUCCCUUGCCGACACCGAUCCAGACCCAGCCCAAGACCCAAACCCAGAACAAUCCCCCAUCAUAGACGACGCGUUCCUCUCCCCCGUCCCAGAAGACACAGUCCUCCCCUCCAUAGAGCCAGCAGACUUCACCAACGAAGUCCUCACAACCCACCACCACCACCUUCUCCUCCCCAACCCCUCCCCAACAGAAGAAGUCCACACCGACUCUCUCCCCCCCACAAUCCCCCCGCCAGCAACCCGCCUCCCCGCCUCCCCACCAGCAAAAAAACGCAAACAGAACCCCAAACCCGCACACAUCCCGUCCUUCCAAGCCGAGCCCGACUCCGACUCCGAUUCCUCCCCCGCCCUCAAUCUCAUCGCUACCAACGACACGCUGCAAAACGACAUGUACUUCCCCCCCGCCACCCCGCGCAUAAAACGCGAGUCCCACUCGCCGCUGCAAACCUGCCUGCUCAGCACGCCCGCUGUGCUGAAAACGCCCGCGUCGGAGGCGGCGAAAUCUGCGUCUGGGAUGAGUCGGAAGAAGUUUUUGAAUCGGGUUAAGCAGAGUUGGUCGACGGGGAAGGGGCGGAAGAGGGGGAGCUUGAAUGGGGGGGUGGAUGGGAAUGUGGAUGUUGGGUCGAGGAAGAGGGCGUGGGUUGGGGAGGGGGAUGAGGAGGGGGAGGAGAGUGAGGAUGAGUUGGCUAGGUGA
Messenger RNA from Dothidotthia symphoricarpi CBS 119687, 2264 nucleotides. RefSeq lists its product as uncharacterized. Gene Ontology annotation, cellular component: nucleus. Gene Ontology annotation, molecular function: histone binding; protein heterodimerization activity. Lineage: Eukaryota; Fungi; Ascomycota; Dothideomycetes; Pleosporales; Dothidotthiaceae. The record is from RefSeq and is a predicted model, not a curated record. The transcript has a single exon. The coding region runs from base 96 to 2264 and encodes 722 amino acids.